AUGAUGAUAGAGACAGCCGAUGGGCCCUCGGCGGAGGCUCACCAUGGCGUUGGAUCAGUGUCGCCGACGUUGAAUCCAGCGACGACCGUAUCGCCGGAGGCACCACGAAAGACGUAUGCGGAGAGCGUGGAAGGCCGGCGCUCUGUUGACCAACAACCGAAUCAUGAUUGGCUUAAUGCGGAAAGUGACGAAGCUGACACUGACGUGGAUGAAGAUGAUGAUCCACUCUGCCCCACGAUAAGAUUGUCUAAGAAGGAGGUCGAGGCGAUCCGCGCCCCUGGGCGGAAGGCGCUGAUCAUCAAGAUGAUGGGCCGCCGGGUGGGGUACGCGUAUCUCCGACGUCGACUGUCUUCCAUGUGGAGAUCGAAGGGCAGCAUGGACCUGAUCGCCAUAGCAAAUGAUUAUUUUCUUGUGCGAUUUGGAUCGAUCGAUGACCUGGAAUUCGCUAUGUACAAAGGGCCUUGGAUGAUCCUAGAUCAUUACCUAAUCGUGAAGCCUUGGGAGCCGGAUUUUGAUCCGUAUAAUGACACUAAGGAGAAAGUUUUGGUUUGGCUACGGGUUCCUGAUUUACCUGCUGAGUAUUUUGAUAAUAUUUUUCUCAGGAAGCUGGGGAAUCGCAUCAGACGGAUAGUUCGGGUGGAUCAAGCAACUAGCUUGGUGUCGCGUGGCAUGUUUGCCAGAAUCUGUGUCGAGCUAGAUAUGAGGGAGCCCCUGAUCUCGAAGUUUACCUAUAAGGGGAAGGGAAGGUUUGCAGCGAGACAACCUGCUCGAUCGCAUAAAAACGGCCGUGGACAAGGGGAGGAAAACGGAACCCGCGACGGGGGUCUGGUCCAAGCCUACAAAUUUGCGCCUUUAGUGGGAGAUGAACCUGAGGCGGACGGUGAUCGGGUGGUGGAAACAGAACAGGCAGCUAGAGGUGUGAUGGAUAACAGUAGACGUAAAGACAUGCCGGGGAUGGGGGAACCAGGGGAAACAUCCAAUGCGGGGGCGCCAUCGCCUAGGGUGAGACAACAAAUGAGUGUCAAUGUGGCGGUGGUGGCUACCGGAAGACCUGGGCGGGAGAAUGGACAAGCGCCGAGAAGGGCGGCGGAGGAGAAUGAAAAUAUCGUCGUUAGAGGCAGGCAGGGUGGACUGGGUGUCAAAACAACAAGGGUGCUCUCGGGUGGUUUGGCCAAAGAUCUUCCUUCCCAAGUCUGGUAUACCACUAAGGAGCAUCACAGUGAUCCACCACGGCGGUUUGAUGAGGAAGGCGACGUUGUUAUAGAGCUGGAAACCGGCUUGGGCGCUGGAGGGAGGAGCUUCCAACGCGUCCUAAAAAACUUGAUCCGAACUCAUAGGCCUAAUCUGCUUGGGCAACGCGUCCUAAAAAUCUUGAUCCGAACUCAUAGACCUAAUCUGCUUGGGCUAGUGAAACCGAAGGUUUCUGGCACGCAGGCCGACGGGAUUUGUGCUAGGCUGGGUUUUUCGGAUUGGAUCAGAGUCGAGGCAGUUGGUUUCAGUGGGGGGAUUUGGGUGUUUUGGAACAAACCGAUCGAGGUACAAGAGAUUGGGGAGGCUCCAUGGGGUUUAGCAGUCGUCUACGGAAGCCCGGCCCACCACUUGAGGAAAAGGCUCUGGAACGAUCUCAGAGCGCGGAAACGAAAUAUCCCUUGUGAAUGGGUGGCGGUGGGGGAUUUCAAUGCCGUCACCUGCAAGGAGGAGAUUUCAAAUUACACCGCUCUGGCAAACCAGAGGAACGAGGACUUCGUCAAUUGGAUCCAUGAUGAAGGCAUGGUGAACUUGGGCUUCAAUGGACCCCGGCUUACCUGGAUGAGAGGCCUUGAUAAUCUGACCGCAAAAGGGGCCCGCUUGGACAGGGCCUUAUGUAGUGUAGACUGGCGCCACAGGUUUGGCGAUGCCAACGUGCGACAUCUACCACAUGUGGGGUCCGACCACGCGCCACUGCUACUCCAAUCGUGUACCCCAGGCAGGGGCCAGGUAAGUUACAAUUUUAAGUUCCAGGCCGCCUGGCUAACUAAUGAAAGUUUUAGUGCUGUGAUCAGGCAGGCGUGGUCUUUGGGCCACGGGCUUCAAGAGAACAUUAAGAAAGUUCAGGAGGAUCUCAGUGUGUGGAAUCGGGAGAUUUUCGACAGUAUUGAAGUGAGAAAGAAAAUCAUGUUGGCACGGAUAGGAGGAAUUCAGAAACGGAUGACGCAGUCCUUCCACCGAGGCCUAUGGAAAUUAGAAAAGCAGUUGUGCGGAGAGUUGGAGGAAGUGUUGUACCAGGAAGAACUCAUGUGGUACCAACGCUCUAGGGAGGAGUGGAUAGUGUCGGGGGACAGAAACACCAGGUUCUACCACACGGCAACUAUGGUAAAGAAAACAAGAAACAGAAUCAUGAGUUUGAAGGAUGAGGAAGGUGGUAAAGAAAACAAGAAACAGAAUCGUGAGUUUGAAGGAUGA
Ipomoea nil (Japanese morning glory) is the source of this 2442-nucleotide messenger RNA. RefSeq lists its product as uncharacterized. NCBI's taxonomy places the organism in Eukaryota, Viridiplantae, Streptophyta, Magnoliopsida, Solanales, Convolvulaceae. The transcript is spliced from 5 exons. The record is from RefSeq and is a predicted model, not a curated record. Bases 1 to 2442 code for a protein of 813 amino acids.